GGGACGUGAUGUAUCCUUCCUCUGCAUGUGCACCACUUGUAUGCUUCAACGUCGUUCAACCACCUAAAAUAACACCACUUGGGUUGACUUAGUCUUCCUGCAAUACAGCCAAACACCCUUCGCCCCUUUUCAAUUAUUUUUCUUGGUUUCGUAAUAAACCAAAAUACAACAGAAACAGGAAGAAAUAGUUUCAUCUCUCUAAAACCGUCUGCUAAUCUCUCUUUGUUAUAUGAUUCAUAGUUACGCUCAAGUUUAAAAUGAUCCUCCCUACCUGAACAGUGAUUUGGCUUUUUCCUUUUUAUCUGCUAAAAUAUCCUUUGUCAAAUACACAUGUUUUUGCUAUUUCCUGAUUUGGAAUUGGAUACAAGGGUUACGACGUCUAAAUUCUGAGAAACUCAAGCGAUAAUAUGGGAUAUCUGAAUUCGGUUUUGCAAUCUUCAAGCCAGGUUCAUUCUGAAGAUCGUCCUGCCAGUGGCGGAGGCCUUAGUCAAAAUGGAAAGUUUAGCUAUGGCUAUGCAAGCUCCCCAGGGAAGAGGUCUUCAAUGGAAGAUUUUUAUGAAACAAGGAUCGACGGUGUAGAUGGAGAGAUAGUUGGUCUUUUUGGAGUAUUUGACGGUCAUGGAGGUGUACGAGCUGCUGAAUAUGUGAAGCAAAACCUUUUCAGUAAUUUGAUCAAACAUCCAAAGUUCAUUUCUGACACCAAAUCUGCUAUAGGUUAUUUACUUAUAACUGUAUCACAUGGUUGUGACUUUCCUAGUGGGUUGGCCAUAACUUGCCUUUUAAAUUGUGUCCAACCUCCAGCUGACGCAUACAACCACACAGAUUCUGAAUUUUUAAAAUCAGAAAACAACCAGAAUAGGGAUGCUGGAUCGACCGCUUCUACAGCUAUUCUUGUUGGCAACCGUUUGCUAGUUGCAAAUGUUGGGGAUUCCCGAGCUGUUAUCUGCAGAGGAGGCAAUGCUAUUGCUGUGUCUCGUGAUCACAAGCCUGAUCAAAGUGAUGAGCGACAACGGAUUGAGAACGCAGGAGGAUUCGUCAUGUGGGCUGGAACUUGGAGAGUGGGAGGUGUUCUUGCUGUUUCUCGUGCAUUUGGUGACAGACACUUGAAGCAGUAUGUUGUUGCUGAUCCAGAAAUUCAGGAGGAAAAGAUUGACAACUCUCUUGAGUUCCUUAUACUUGCAAGUGAUGGACUAUGGGAUGUUGUUUCAAAUGAGGAGGCAGUGGCAAUGAUAAAGCCAAUACAGGAUCCAGAGCAGGCAGCAAAGCAGCUGAUGCAAGGGGCAUACCAGAGAGGUAGCGCAGAUAAUAUCACUUGCGUGGUGGUCCGAUUCUUGGUCAAUCAAGGGGGUUCCUCUCGCAAUGCUUCUGCGACUGCGUAAGCAAGCUAUCCCUUCCCGCCAUGGUUUUAGGUUUUGGGUAUGUGGCUGAUGGGUAAAACUGAGGGUUAAUGAACUUCAAUACUAAUAGUAAUAGCUAGUGAAAGAGAAUAUAUAACAAACGUGCGCAGGCUACUGAUGUAUAUUACAUCUGUUUCCGAAGCGAUGUGCUCGUGUAAAGGGGUUUCAGACACCAACUCUACUUAUGUAUGUUGUAAAUGUAGUAAUACUUCUCUUGCUCUAGUUAGUGCA
Gossypium raimondii (Peruvian cotton) is the source of this 1628-nucleotide messenger RNA. RefSeq names its product probable protein phosphatase 2C 59. Lineage: Eukaryota; Viridiplantae; Streptophyta; Magnoliopsida; Malvales; Malvaceae. The transcript is spliced from 8 exons. The record is from RefSeq and is a predicted model, not a curated record. Gene Ontology annotation, biological process: protein dephosphorylation. Gene Ontology annotation, cellular component: cytosol; nucleus. The coding region runs from base 408 to 1379 and encodes 323 amino acids. Gene Ontology annotation, molecular function: cation binding; protein serine/threonine phosphatase activity.